Molecule: messenger RNA, 7317 nt
Organism: Manduca sexta (tobacco hornworm)
Lineage: Eukaryota; Metazoa; Arthropoda; Insecta; Lepidoptera; Sphingidae
Product: glycogen debranching enzyme-like
Exons: 21
Coding region: 929-5791 (1620 amino acids)
Biological process (GO): glycogen catabolic process; glycogen biosynthetic process
Molecular function (GO): amylo-alpha-1,6-glucosidase activity; 4-alpha-glucanotransferase activity
Source: RefSeq, a predicted model, not a curated record
CAAACCGCAAAACAAUAAAAUGUGAAGAUUUCUCUGUCACAAUUAGAUCUUCCAUAUUGUUUUAACUCGAGAGAGGUGAUCGUAGAAUCGUAAGUCAAUAUGAUUCUGUAACAAUGUAAUGAAUUCAAUUUAUUGCAUUGUAAUGGUCUCACCUUUCCGUUUACGAGCAGACAAGACAUAGAUUUUUGUGUAAGUACAUUCUUUAAGCAUUAGAAGUAAUCUGCUUACAAGAUUAAGUAUUCAUAAUCUGACAACUUUUUAAAUUAUUGAAUGAAAAUUAUUCUCAUAGCUUUUAAGUAAUAAACCGUCUGAUAAAGAGCGUACGGAUUAUAACUACACUAGGUGUUGUUCGCGGUUUCGUCCACUUUAAAAGCCUUUCCCGCUACAAUACUUUCUAAAUCACUAGCGACCCAUAGCCCCCUCUGUAUGGCGAGUAUUUAAAAAAAAACUGAUUUUCUACAGAACCUAUGUGCUAAUCUAGAACGUGGUAGGUAUGUGUUCAAAUUUCAUCCAAAACCGUUCAAAGUUUCUGAAUCGACUUCUAACAAACAUAUAAACAAGUACUGUUUGUUUGGACGGGAUCGCUUUUUAAUAUAAUUCAUUGAAACAUCCAAACAAUUUCACAAACUGAUGCAUUUAUAGUAAGAUAAGAAUUUACUCACACCGAUAUAGAUACGUAUGUGAUACGUCGUAGUGAAGGCAUUGCACAUCAUCCAGCCGAGUGGCGCUGCGCCAAUUGAUACUGGUGGAUCCUCGAGCUAUUGUGUUGGUAACGGGUCGACAGGGAACAAUGCGAGGAAACUUAAUACGAUUCGCGAGCGGCUUCACGCUUGCCGCUCAUCACGUUUAUAUAAGAGGGCAGGACGUCGCGUGGGGCUCACACUGAGCGCGCUGUUUCAUGGGUACUCGUCACCGGUGACCGCUCGACAUGCCGAAAAUGGUGACUCGCGAAAAAAGCGACUACGGGAGAAAGGUGCAGGAGAAAGCCGUCAUCGAAAAGAGGCAGAUGGCGAUCGAGCGCUGCGCCGCGGCCGCUGCCGCCGCGGAGCCCGCGCGCCCGCCCGCCCCCGCGGCCGCGCCGCCGCCGAUCACCGCACCCGCCCGCGUCGUCACGCUCGAGCAUGGAGAACAUAUGGACUCCACGCUCUAUAGAUUCGAGAAAGGCUGCUACUUACAAUUUUGCCCCGGGCCCAGCUUACUGGGCCGCAAGGUGUUUCUCUACACCAACUAUGUGAUUUCCGACAAUGACCAGGACGAGCAGGCGGAGUUCAUCCGCAACCAGUAUUACGGUCUGGAGUGGCGCGGCGUGGGCGCGGACGGCGAGCCCGCCGAGUCGCUGGGCGCCGGCCCGCUGCUCACCGACACCGACGUCUGCUGCGAGCUGCGACUCUCGCGCGCUGGCUCAUUCCACUAUUAUUUCGUCUACGACAAUGCCGAGUCGCCGAUCGGGCCUCAAGGCUCAGGCUGGUUCCACGUAGCGCCAACGCUGCGCGUGGGUCCCAGCGGGCGCGACACGGUGCCGCUCGACGGCAUCAUGUGCCAGACCGUGCUGGCCAAGUGCCUGGGCCCGCUGCCGCGCUGGGAGGCCACACUGCGCGUGUCCAAGGAAUCAGGAUACAACAUGAUACAUUUCACUCCAGUGCAGGAGUUAGGCGCGUCCAACUCCAGCUACAGCAUCGCGAACCAGCUGCGCCUCAACCCCCAGUUCAGCGCCGACAGCGGUCGCGAUGCCACCUUCGCCGACGUUGAAAACCUUGUCGCUAAGAUGCGAACGGAAUGGAAAAUGUUGUCGAUCUGCGACGUGGUGCUGAACCACACGGCGAACGAGACGCCGUGGCUGGCGGAGCACCCGGAGGCGACGUACAACUGCAUGAACUGCCCGCACCUGCGGCCGGCGGCGCUGCUGGACGCGCUGCUGGCGCGGCUGACGGCGGACGUGGCGCGCGGCGAGCACGAGGCGCGCGGCGUGCCGCGGCGCGUCACGCACCACGACCACAUCGAGGCCGUGCGCGCGCUGCUCGCCACGCAGCUGCUGCCCGAGGCGCGCCUGCACGAGAUGUACACCUGCAACGUCUCCGAGAUCGUGCAGGAGUUUUACUUCAUGGCCCGCAACAAGGUGCCGGCUGUGAAGGCGGGCGAGGAAGAGCGUGGCGAGUUGAAGCUGGUGCCGGACCCGCAGUACCGGCGCCUGCGAGCCACCGUCGACCUCGACCUCGCACUGCAGCUUUACAAUGUCUACAGGGCGGACUGCUACGACGAGGAGUCUCGGCUGAAGCGGUGCUGCGAGGAGCUGCAGCGGCGGCUGGAGCGGCUCAACGACGCGGCCGCCGACGAGCUGCGCGCGCACCUCCGCGCCGCCAUCGACAACGUCGUCGCCGGCAUGAGAUAUUUCCGUCUACAGUCUGAUGGGCCUAAAAUUGAGGAAGUUAGUUCUGAACACCCGCUUGUACCGAGGUACUUCACGUGGGCGUGCGCGGUGGAGAGCGCGUCGCUGGCGGACGUGGAGGCGGCGCUGUACGGCGAGGCGGGCGCGCACUGCAUGGCGCACAACGGCUGGGUGAUGGACGCCGACCCGCUGCAGGACUUCGCCGCGCGCCCCGCCGCCGCGCGCGUCUACCUGCGCCGCGAGCUCAUCGCCUGGGGCGACUCCGUCAAACUGCGGUAUGGCGACAAGCCCGAGGACAGCCCGUUCCUGUGGGCGCACAUGCGCGAGUACGUGGAGCUCACGGCGGAGGUGUUCGACGGGCUGCGGCUCGACAACUGUCACUCCACACCGCUCCAUGUGGCCGAAUACAUGCUGGACUGUGCGCGCAACGUAAAGCCGGACUUGUACGUGGUCGCGGAGCUGUUCACCAACUCCGACCACGUGGAUAAUAUAUUUGUGAAUCGGCUCGGCAUCACUUCGCUAAUUCGAGGAGUGGGUAGUGACGGCGGUGUUGUCACAGAGGCGAUGAGCGCGUGGGACUCGCACGAGCAGGGCCGGCUGGUGCACCGGUUCGGCGGGCGCGCGGUGGGCGCGUUCUUCCGCGAGCCGCGCCGCGCCGCGCAGCCCCGCGUCGCGCAUGCGCUGCUGCUCGACCUCACGCACGACAACCCCUCGCCCGUCGACAAGCGGUCGGUGUUUGAUAUGUUGCCGUCGGCCGCGCUGGUGUCGAUGGCGUGCUGCGCCACCGGGAGCACGCGCGGAUAUGAUGAACUUGUGCCACACCACAUUCACGUGGUUGACGAGACUCGACUGUAUGCGGAAUGGGCCGACAGUCCAGGGAAGUCGCAGACAGAAUCUCCCAGCGAAGGAAGAGUGUUCCGAGACACCGGCAUCAUGGCUGUAAAGCGUGCUCUCAAUGAGCUUCAUUUUGAACUAGCACUCGCCGGAUAUUCUGAGGUGUAUGUAGACCAGAUGGACGCUGACGUUGUAGCGGUGACGAGACACGAGCCGCGCUCACGUCGCUCCGUGAUUCUAGUAGCUUUCACCGCGUUCACGACGCCCGAUCCCGCCGCCACCCCGCGGCAUGUCAAACCGCUACGUUUUGAGGGCCAGCUCGAAGAGAUUAUCCUGGAAGCCGAACUCCAUCGUGUCGAGCGCAGAGUUGAGGGGCGAUCCGCGUCUUUCGCUCGCCAUCCGCGUUAUAUCAAUGGAUUAGAAGAAUACGAAGCAACCCUACGUCGUAGCUUGCAGCUCGCUCAAUCAGGCGUAUUCGUGAACGAACGCUCAGAAAACGUGCACACCGUGCUGGAGUUCCGUCCGCUGGCGCCGGGCACGGUGGUGGCGUUGCGCGUGUCGCCGCGGCCCGCGCACGCCGCCGCGCUCACCUCGCUGCAGCGCGCCGUGGACGCACUGCGCGCGCCGCCCGCCGCCGACCCGCUCGGCCUGGCGCCCGCGCUCGCCGACCUCGACCUGGCCGACUUCAACACGCUGCUGUACCGCUGCGACGCGGAGGAACGCGAGGCGGGCGGUGGCGGGGUGUACGACGUGCCCGGCUGGGGACCGCUACCUUAUGCUGGACUGCAAGGUGUGGCUUCUUUGCUCGCGGAAGUCACCCCGAGCGACGAUCUGGGCCAUCCACUGUGCGACAAUCUUCGCGCCGGUGAUUGGCUCGCUGAAUACCAAUGGCGAAGGCUAGAACGUGAGCCGCGAUUGGCGGCUGUCGCAUCACGUUAUCGUGAUGCUCUUCGGCCUUUGUCAUCUUUACCACGGUUCCUGGUGCCGGCUUACUUUGCCGCGGCAGCAAGUGCUCUGUACCGUGGCGUGGCGCGUGCAGCUCUUGGCCGCUUGACCGCAUGGGCACGUACUGGAGCAUUCUCUCGUGCGCUGGCCCUCACGAGCGUGCAGCUAGCAGCGGCGCUGCCGUCGGCGCCACUGCCCCCACCAUCACCAGCACUGCCGCCGCCGCGCCCCACGCGCUCCGUUACGCUUUCAGCAGGGCUGCCCCACUUCGCAGUUGGUUACAUGCGCUGUUGGGGCCGUGACACUUUCAUUGCAUUGCGCGGUCUGUUCCUGCUCACGGGACGAUACCAGGAUGCGCGAUAUCACAUUUUGGGCUUCGCGGCAUGCCUUCGACAUGGACUCAUACCCAACUUGCUGGACGGCGGACGCAAUGCUCGUUACAAUUGUCGGGAUGCAGUCUGGUGGUGGCUGCAGAGUAUUAAACAGUACUGCACAGAAGCACCGCAGGGUCACGCCCUGCUCACGGAGCCCGUGUCGCGACUAUUCCCCAAAGACGACAGCGAGCCCGCGCCGCCCGGCGCCGCGGACCAGCCGCUGCACGACAUCAUGCAAGAGGCUCUCGACGUGCACUUCCAGGGACUCGUGUUCCGCGAACGCAACGCUGGCCGCGCCAUCGACGCACACAUGUCUGACAAGGGAUUCAAUGUGCAAAUCGGUAUCGAUCCUGAAACAGGUUUUCCAUUCGGUGGUAACGAUGCUAACUGCGGCACAUGGAUGGACAAGAUGGGCUCGUCGGAAACAGCGGGCACGCGCGGAAAGCCGGCGACGCCGCGGGACGGUAGCGCCGUGGAACUCGUAGGCCUCUGCUACAGUACCGUCUCCUGGCUAGCCGCGCAACACCGCGCCGGCCGCUACCCGUACCCGGGCGUAGUACGGCGUCACCGCGACGGCAGUCUUACUUCCUGGACAUACGCACAGUGGGCCGAAAGAAUUCGGCACUCGUUUGAGCGUCACUUUUGGAUUCCACCGGCACCCUCCGCGGUCGAUGCACGGCCUGAUCUCGUGCAUCGCCGCGGAAUAUACAAAGACAGCCACGGUGCGUCACGGCCCUGGGCCGAUUACCAAUUGCGGUGCAAUUUCCCGAUUGCGAUGGCAGUUGCGCCGGAACUGUUCGACGCGCGCCAUGCGUGGCAGGCACUAGACCAAGUUGAAAAAUUGCUGCUUGGACCACUCGGUGUGAAAACGCUCGACCCAGCUGAUUGGGCGUACCGCGGAGAUUAUGAAAAUUCGAACGAUAGCGACGACCCCAGCGUUGCGCACGGAUUCAACUAUCACCAGGGCCCGGAAUGGGUCUGGCCUAUUGGGUUCUACCUGCGGGCGCGGCUUGCGUUCGCUCACGAGUGCGGGCGUCACGCACGCACCGUGGCUGCCGCCUACGCUGCGCUUGCGCCUCUGUUGGCCGAAAUUCGCACGUCGCCCUGGCGUGGGUUACCCGAGCUAACUAACGCCGCUGGUGCCUACUGUGCCGACUCGUGCCGUACUCAGGCGUGGAGCUCGGCCGCCGCACUAGAGGUGCUCCAUGAGCUUGAGCUAGCGCGCCGCGCGCGGCCGCUCGCUGCGGACUGACGUGUCCGCCCGCGCCGCGUGCGGCACGCGCGUCGCGCCGCGUCUCCGCGCCGCCUCUACGCGCAGCCCUACGAGCCGGCACCGGCGCCGCGCGCCCUUGCGGCGUUACGCCGUCUCGCGCGUCGUGCUCGCCCCGCCGACCGACUAUCUCGCACUGUGUAUAACCUGCUCCGGGGCGUGCGUGGCUCCGGCCUGGCCACCGUAGUCUACAGUGACCGCCACUUCCGCUACGGACUGCCAUUACGUGCACGCCAUGCGCCCGCGCGUCGCCUAGUGGCAGACGAGCUUGGUGUUCGGCCGCCUGCCGAGCGACGUGUUCCACGUUUGUCGCGUCCACGCGCAGCACACUUAAUGCCGCUUCACGCACCAGUACCGCGCCUUGCACCACGCGCCGGACUGCUGUUAUUCGAGCGAGCUUCACCUUUACCGCCGCGACCGUCUCCGGUCCGUUCACGGCUUUCGGCCUUGCGCUUAUUGCACGUGGCGGAGGACGCGCGUUUCGAGGAGGUCCCGCCACUUGAGGCACCCUUGCCACGCCGACCCCUUGCCUACCGACAACCGUCAGCAGGGGUGCCACCCCGACGACCACCGUCGGGCGUUCCACGUGCGCGGCUUUCGGUGCCAACACCAACAGCCGAACGUGAAGAAGCGCCUCGUCCUCGGUUUGCUUUGCCCGACGAUGGCUCCAUAGCCGACGACGACGCCACCAGCGAGGCCGAGACAGUCGAGCUAGCUUACGAGGCGCUCGCGAAAGAUUCGCCGCGAGUGAGCGCUGCCAACAUGGCACGUGACGACGCCGACAAAGCAGGCGCCAUAGCUUUUGAGCGCAAAGUGCUGAACACAGAACGUUACAACAAUGGCGCACGAGCUCCGCUGAUGGCGGGCGGCGGGCGGGGCGCGCGCGGCAUGCGCGGCGUGCGCGGCGCGCGGUCUUUGCGCCGCGCGACUGUGCGCGCGCUGCUGGCGUGCUCGGGGUUGCUGUACGCAGUAGCGUUCCUCGCGUUUUAUUUCCUGAGUCUGCCGUGAGCGCGCCCUUCGAAAUAUUACCCACAUGUGCGAAUUUGUCAAUCUUGCCGUUCCAAAUCUUCACCUCGCCGCAAACAAACGGUGGCUUAAUGAGACGAAUGUCUUUAUUGCUUUAUAUAAUUUUGAGAAAUAAUUUUUAAAAUAAAUAUAUUUUGUUACAAUGUCUACUCUAAUAUCACCAAGCUUUACACGCGGAUCUGAAUGCUAUUCCUUUGCGCCGCUACACUGUCCAUGAGAUAAAAUAUUUGCGGUCGUAAAUGAUCCUGGGUCCUCGUGCGAGCAAGUUGGUGGUGCAGUAAUCCACUAGUGGAUAUUAAUAAUAAUAUGUUUUCCUAUGAAAUUAUGUGAUUAUCAAAUAAAAUAAAAUACUCAGUUUGUUGGUGUAUAGUUUAUAUAUUAUCUUACGAGUUAAGCGUUGGUCACUAAAUAUUGUAGUAGAGUAAUAUUACUCUAUUGUGUUUGAACGAUUGUCUUCGUUAAUAAAUAUUAUGAGCAAAUUG